This is a messenger RNA of Coregonus sp. 'balchen', 7478 nucleotides long. The record is from the annotation of a GenBank genome assembly. NCBI's taxonomy places the organism in Eukaryota, Metazoa, Chordata, Actinopteri, Salmoniformes, Salmonidae.
ACAAACAGAACGACAUGGACAUGCCGUCUGUGACGCCCAAGGAGAAGGCUGGUCGGGAGAGGAAGAAGCAGCAGCAGCUGAUGACUCUGAUCAGCGGGGUGAAGAAGGUCUCUCAUGGACCCUCCCUCUCCAACUCCUCCAUCUCACGCUUCGGGGUCAAGACGGACAAGGAGGACAUGCUCUCCAAGGAACUGGAGGAUCUGAAUAAGUGGGGUCUGAACAUCUUUACUGUGUCAGAGUACUCCGAACAUAGACCUCUCACCUGUAUCAUGUACGCCAUCUUCCAGGUAGGUUAUAACUGGCUAUACACUCCUACACACACAUACACACAUGCGCGCCUGCAUGCACAUAUAUGCAUGCAAUGCAGACACACACACACACAAACAAACACACACAAUAUGGUAUAGCUGUACAUUGUGUACCUAUAACAGUACUAACUCAUAUCCUUGUGUCCCCUGUAGGAGAGAGACCUGCUGAAAACGUUUAAGAUCCCGACAGAUACGUUUGUGGCGUAUAUGAUGACCCUGGAGGACCACUACCAUGGAGACGUGGCCUACCACAACAGCCUCCAUCGCUGCAGACGUGGCCCAGUCCACACACAUCCUGCUCUCCACACCAGCCCUCGACGUAAGUUACCUAACCCCUAACCCCACACCAGCCCUCGACGUAAGUUACCUAACCUCUAACCCCCACACUAGCCAUCGAUGUAAGUUACCUAACCCCUAACCCCCACACCAGCCCUCGACGUAAGUUACCUAACCCUAACCCCACACCAGCCCUCGACGUAAGUUACCUAACCCCUAACCCCCACACCAGCCCUCAACGUAAGUUACCUAACCCCUAACCCCACACCAGCCCUCGACGUAAGUUACCUAACCUCUAACCCCCACACUAGCCAUCGAUGUAAGUUACCUAACCCCUAACCCCCACACCAGCCCUCAACGUAAGUUACCUAACCCCUAACCCCCACACCAGCCCUCAACGUAAGUUACCCAAACCCCUUUAAACCCCCCACCAGCCCUCGACUAAGUUACCUAACCCCUAACCCCAAAACCAAACCCUCCGUAAGUUUACCAACCCUAACCCCACACCAGCCCUAACGAGUUAAACCCCUAAACCCCCCCCCAGCCCUCAACGUAAGUUACCUAACCCCUAAACCCACACACCAGCCCUCGACGUAAGUUACCAACCCCUAACCCCCACACCAGCCCUCGACGUAAGUUACCUAACCCCUAACCCCCACACCAGCCCUGACGUAAGUUACCAACCCUAACCCCCAACACACAGCCCUCGACGUAAGUUACCUAACCCCUAACCCCCACACUAGCCAUCGAUGUAAGUUACCUAACCCCUAACCCUAGCCCCAGUCCACACACAUCCUACUCGUUACACCAGCCCUCGACGUAAGUGGCUGACACUAGACUUUCUUCACACAUCCCUCAAACUCAGAGCCCCACACCCUGCCAUUACCUCACCCUUAUCCCACACCCAUCUGAGCUCAUAGAACUCCACCUUAGUGCACUGUCCUUACUCUCACCCCAACCUUUAGACAUAAACCAAAACUUAUCCUCCAUUCUUCCCUCUCUCCUUGCCCCACUCCCUCCCUCACUCCCUCCCUCCCUCCAUUCUGUUUGUUCUCACAGCUCCAUUCUCUCUUUGGUUCUAUGGGGGAAAAAAAGUAUUUAGUCAGCCACCAAUUGCGCAAGUUCUCCCACUUAAAAAGAUGAGAGAGGCCUGUAAUUUGCAUCAUAGGUACACGUCAACUAUGACAGACAAAUUGAGAUUUUUUUUCUCCAGAAAAUCACAUUGUAGGAUUUUUAAUGAAUUUAUUUGCAAAUUAUGGUGGAAAAUAAGUAUUUGGUCACCUACAAACAAGCAAGAUUUCUGGCUCUCACAGACCUGUAACUUCUUCUUUAAGAGGCUCCUCUGUCCUCCACUCGUUACCUGUAUUAAUGGCACCUGUUUGAACUUGUUAUCAGUAUAAAAGACACCUGUCCACAACCUCAAACAGUCACACUCCAAACUCCACUAUGGCCAAGACCAAAGAGCUGUCAAAGGACACCAGAAACAAAAUUGUAGACCUGCACCAGGCUGGGAAGACUGAAUCUGCAAUAGGUAAGCAGCUUGGUUUGAAGAAAUCAACUGUGGGAGCAAUUAUUAGGAAAUGGAAGACAUACAAGACCACUGAUAAUCUCACUCGAUCUGGGGCUCCACGCAAGAUCUCACCCCGUGGGGUCAAAAUGAUCACAAGAACGGUGAGCAAAAAUCCCAGAACCACACGGGGGGACCUAGUGAAUGACCUGCAGAGAGCUGGGACCAAAGUAACAAAGCCUACCAUCAGUAACACACUACGCCGCCAGGGACUCAAAUCCUGCAGUGCAGACGUGUCCCCCUGCUUAAGCCAGUACAUGUCCAGGCCCGUCUGAAGUUUGCUAGAGUGCAUUUGGAUGAUCCAGAAGAGGAUUGGGAGAAUGUCAUAUGGUCAGAUGAAACCAAAAUAUAACUUUUUGGUAAAAACUCAACUCGUCGUGUUUGGAGGACAAAGAAUGCUGAGUUGCAUCCAAAGAACACCAUACCUACUGUGAAGCAUGGGGGUGGAAACAUCAUGCUUUGGGGCUGUUUUUCUGCAAAGGGACCAGGACGACUGAUCCGUGUAAAGGAAAGAAUGAAUGGGGCCAUGUAUCGUGAGAUUUUGAGUGAAAACCUCCUUCCAUCAGCAAGGGCAUUGAAGAUGAAACGUGGCUGGGUCUUUCAGCAUGACAAUGAUCCCAAACACACCGCCCGGGCAACGAAGGAGUGGCUUCGUAAGAAGCAUUUCAAGGUCCUGGAGUGGCCUAGCCAGUCUCCAGAUCUCAACCCCAUAGAAAAUCUUUGGAGGGAGUUGAAAGUCCGUGUUGCCCAGCGACAUCACUGCUCUAGAGGAGAUCUGCAUGGAGGAAUGGGCCAAAAUACCAGCAACAGUGUGUGAAAACCUUGUGAAGACUUAGAGAAAAACGUUUGACCUGUGUCAUUGCCAACAAAGGGUUUAUAAACAAAGUAUUGAGAAAACUUUGUUAUUGACCAAAUACUUAUUUUCCACCAUAAUUUGCAAAUAAAUUCAUAAAAAAAUCCUACAAUGUGAUUUUUCGGAUUUCUUAUGAUGAAAAUUACAGGCCUCUCUCAUCUUUUUAAGUGGGAGAACUUGCACAAUUGGUGGCUGACUAAAUACUUUUUUCCCCCACUGUAUACAGUGGAACCUCAUCCAUGACGCAGUGUAACAGCAUGACCUAGCCUCAGCACGUACCACACCCCCGACAUCAUCAACCUCACUCCAGCGUCCACGCACCUCAUGGCUCCACACCCCACCCAUCCACCGCCCUCAGCCCCCAGCCCCCCACCAUCCACCUCCACCCCAUACGACCUCCAGCCACACCCAGCACAUCCCCCAGUCCCCCCAGCCCUCCAGCCCCCCAGCCCCAUCCCUGCCAACCCCCCAUCCCGCCAGUACCCCAGCCCCCAGCCCCCAGUCCCCAUCCCCCAUCCCCCAUCCCUCCAGCCCACCCCCACCCCACCGCAUCCCUCCAGACCCAGCCGCAAGCCAACCCCAUCCACCAAUCCCUCCAGCCGCCAUCCACCACAACCUCCCCAAUCCCCCAUCCACAUGCCCAUCCAAACCAUCCUCCAUCCCCAGCCAUCCCUCAAUCCCCCAUCCCCCACCUCAUCGCAUCCCCAUGCAACAAAUCCCUCAUCCCAGACACCCCAAAAAUCCCUCCAUCCCUCCAUCCCCAGCAACCAAGCCCCAACACACCCACCCAGCCACCGACCGCACACUCCAUGCCCCCCCAGAAGAUCCGCCAUCCCUCCACCAUCAUCCAUCCACCCUCCAUCCCCCAUCCCCCCAUCACUCCAUCCCCCCAUCCCUCCAUCCCCUCCAUCACUCCAUCCACCCAUCCCUCCAUCCCUCCAUCCCUCCAUCCCUCCAUCCAUCAUGUUUAUAGCCCUGCUCUUACAGCCAGCGGUCCCAGUGUCAAACCGCUAUGUAUGGGUGCCUAUAGAGAGACAGAGAGUAGGUUAGCAUAAGAUAGUCAUUUUGCUAAUGUAAGCCAGCACUCAUCUGGCUCUGACUAGUGUUUACAUUAUGUUGGCUGUUAGCGAAAACCGAGACAUGGGAAUCAAUGGGAGUGGGCUGCACUGGGAUUAGCUGUUCCGUGUGGCUGUUCUGUUCUUUGACUGUUUCUCUUGAGAAAUUCUUAACCCUGGACCCUCUCUCUCUCACACAGGCGGUCUUCAGCGAUCUAGAGAUCCUGGCGGCCAUCUUUGCUGCAGCAAUCCAUGAUGUGGACCACCCGGGGGUGUCCAACCAGUUCCUCAUCAAUACCAGUGAGUCUUUCUCUUACACCUGUUACUGUUAUGGGAAUAAUGUAUAGAAUAGAUAUAUUAUCUAUAUUAUCUAUAGCUACUGUAUAGAGAUCCAUAUUCAUCAACUGUGUUGAACAAGUGACUGAUUCAUUGUCUGUUGUCUCCCUCAGACUCUGAGCUGGCCCUGAUGUACAACGAUGAGUCUGUUUUAGAGAACCACCACCUGGCUGUGGGCUUCAAGCUGCUGCAGGAGGACAACUGUGACAUCUUCCAGAGCCUGACCAAGAAGCAGAGGCAGAGCCUAAGGAAGAUGGUCAUCGAAAUGGUCCUGGCCACUGACAUGUCCAAACAUAUGAGUCUGUUAGCUGACCUGAAGACCAUGGUGGAGACCAAAAAGGUGACCAGCUCUGGGGUCCUGCUUCUGGACAACUACACCGACAGAAUACAGGUGGGUUCAUCAUCAUCCCUCUCUCUCUCUCUCUCCCUCUCUUCAUUUUAAUAGAUGUAACUGGUGUCUAGACUUACAGAGACAUCGUUUAGAUUGCCUCCCAUUGCUAUGACCUCUGCUCCUUCACUCCAUCUUCCUCUGCCUCCUCCGGCUCUCCUUCUUCAACCCUGUUCAUUGAUUCUCUAUCCAUCUUUCUUCAUCUCUCUUUCUCUCCUAUCACUCCAUAUCUCUCUCGCCUUCUACUUCUCCCUCUCUAAUGGUUAUUCUCUCCCUCCCUCUCUCCAUCAGGUGCUGAGGAACAUGGUUCACUGUGCUGACCUGAGUAACCCUACCAAGUCUCUGGAGCUGUACCGUCAGUGGACUGACCGCAUCAUGGAUGAGUUCUUCCACCAGGGAGACAGGGAGAGGGAGAGAGGCAUGGAGAUCAGCCCUAUGUGUGACAAACACACCGCCUCAGUAGAAAAAAGCCAGGUAUGAUACUGGACAUACAGAGACACACAUAUACACACACACACAUAUGCAUAGCAUGCAAGCAUACACACACACACACACUCCGACUCCUGUCUCACCACUGUUCCCUUUCCCUCCCUCUCUCCAGGUGGGUUUCAUAGACUACAUCGUCCACCCUCUGUGGGAGACGUGGGCUGACCUGGUGCACCCUGACGCUCAGGAUAUCCUGGACACUCUGGAGGACAACAGGAACUGGUACCAGAGCAUGAUCCCCCAGAGCCCCUCUCCUCCCUGGGCCACUGAGCAGCGUGAGCAGGGUGGAGGCGAAGGGGGCCAGGGGGGAGACAAGUUCCAGUUUGAACUCACCCUGGAGGAGGAGGACUCUGAGGGUACAGAGAAGGAUGAACAGAGCCAGGGGGAUGAGGAGGAGGAGGAAGAGGAUAGUCUGGGGGAGGCGUCUCGGUCUCCGGUUGACUACUUUGACUGUCAGGACCCAGAGGAAUCUAUGGAGCCCACAUCGUCCAUAGCGAUAAUUACCCACAAUGCGUCACCCACAGACACUUAAUGGGCUCUGCUGCACCGCAAUGGUGGUUGGUUUCAUGUUUUAAACAGGAGAAAUCCUGCAGCUGUGCUUUUUAACAAGCCCACGGGGGGCUUAGUUUGAGCCCGGACAGGGCGUCAGUUUCAAUCCCCCCUAUCCUUGCACUUGCGUUGGGAGCCGGCAACAGAGGGACAGUUUCAGUGGGGCGGCUACGGAGUUCUCAGGAAAAAUGCUGCAAACAUUUUGGGCCUGACGGACAGACAGGACUCUGAGGAAAUGAAAUGAAGGACUUGGGCCAAUCUGGGAAAUGGUUCUUUAUCCAUCCCGACUGGCAUAUGAAAUGUUGACACUACUACUGAGAGAAGUUUUGUACCUUGUGACUUUUUUACUGAAAUGGGAUGUCAUGAAGUAGCAUAUGAACUACUGAUUGAUGGACAUGAGUUUGUAUAGAGAGAAAAAAGCUGUUUACUUUUUUCCUGAACCAUUUGUCAAAAUACUUUUGUGUGCCUUUUUUACUAUUGUCUUUUUAAUCGUUUUUAUUUAUUUAUUGAACACACUUUAGUAUGGACGUGUUUUUUGUGUGUUUUUUUUUGUUAUCCGAAAGCUCAAGCGCAAAAUCCUUUUAUAUCUCAGACAAAGAUAACAGUCUUCCUACUAGUAUUGGGCAAUAGAAGAAAUCCAAACUAACUUAGACAAACAAUUCCUGGACAUACUCAUCAAAUACUAAAAACAUGUUUUCCCAUAAUAAGAAAUGCACAUUCUGUCAUCUUAAUCCAUGCACAAAAUCUAUGUUUCUAUAUGGAAAUUAAAUGUACACAAUGUACACAUUCAUGUUACAUGUCUAGAUUGUCAGAACUCACUGUAGACAAAUAGAUGCUCACUCUAACUCCAAAAAACAGUUAUACAACCUUAGUCCAUUUCUGACAUCUAACCUGCUUCCUCACAUUCUCCUUGAAUUAUCCCCCCUCCACUACCCUCAUGGAUCAAAUCCUGAUAUCGUUCAGACUCCAAACAAAUGUCAACAGAAUAGACAGAAAUAGCACUUGGUAGCCAAAGCAAAGUUUCUCAUCACAUGGAGUUGGAAGGCUAUUUCCAGCUCCCUUUCGAGGUAUCCUGCUGUUGUCUAUUAGACCAAAGAUUCCAGAACCUAACUGCUUCUGAUGAUGUAACAAUCUAACUAAGGAAGGACCCCCUGUCCAUGUAGAAUAAGGACCAGUACACAUGAUGAAAGGUGGCCUGGCGGCUGCAUGUCUAGAAGUCCAGUCACACCUUGGUCAGCUGUAUUAUAAUUAUCCACAUGGUUUAUACAGUUCAGCUAUUUCUUCAUCCACCUAAUAAAACAGAAUGAAGUGCUACUUCUGCCCAUUGAAGUCAGUCUUCCCUUCCCACUAACUGUAUCACAUUUCCUGGCCGGGCCGGGGAGUUAAUCAGGAUUUGGUCCGUUAGAUGUAAUCCUCAGAAUAGAUUCGGCACGUACAAACUGUUGAGUGUCUGCUGCAAAAACCAAACCAGAGGAGAAAAAGACUUAUUCCUGAGAACAAGAAGAUGAUAACCUACAUUAGUAGGCUAUCUAGAGAUUAUGUGAAAGAGAUACCAAACCAAAAGGCCCCCGGACAGUGUAGUUCACUGUCACUGUGGGUCAGCAUUAAGACCGUCAACCCCAGGCAGUCUGCAAGGCAGAUUGUCCCUUACAGGCCUCCA